Messenger RNA from Pelodiscus sinensis (Chinese soft-shelled turtle), 1820 nucleotides. The record is from RefSeq and is a predicted model, not a curated record. NCBI's taxonomy places the organism in Eukaryota, Metazoa, Chordata, Testudines, Trionychidae.
GUCGUUCUCAAUGAAUUCCCUGAACUUUGAACCACAUCUGAGAAGUUAGAUAAACAAGGCAAGUAUAAAUACCAGAGAGCAGCAGCUGUUGAGGCUGUUUACUUCUGCAAAACAGAGAUAAGCAGAGCAGCCAAAGAAAGGGGGAAAGGGCUGAAGCCCAGCCAUGUGGGGAGGGCUGGGACUGGCCCUGGUUCUCUGUCUCCUCCCAGGAGGAGGGACAGAGAGCCAGGGUUCAAGUGCCCGUUGUAAGGAACCCCCAGAAUGGAAAAUCGGGGAACACAGUCCAAUGCUGAAUUCUAGGGGCUCAGUGACAGUGGUGGCACUCCUCCAAGCCAGCUGAUACUUGUGCCUGCUUCAGGCUUCCAGAUUGGAAGACCUGAGAGUGAAGUUAGAGGGUGAAGGAUUGGUCAAUAUCUCGUAUAUCGUGGUUAAUCAUCAAGGAAUCAAUUCUCAACAUAAAAUUCACACACUGAAGGAGAAAGUAUCAGAGAAUAUUACUGUAUUCCAGCAGGAUGAGAAACAACCUGAUAUCUGGACUACCUUAAAUGGAAACAAAGAUGAUUUUCUUAUCUAUGACAGGUGUGGCCGUCUGGUGUAUCAUCUUGGUCUGCCUUAUAGCUUCCUGACUUUCCCAUAUGUGGAAGACUCGAUUAAGAUUGCAUACUGUGAAUACACGUGUGGAAAUUGUUCUUUUAUGACCCCAGUUGUUGAAGAUAUUUGCAAAAACAUAAAUCAGACAACAGACAAAAAGCUGUCUGAAGAAGCUCCGAAGCCACACUAUCACCAUUCACAUCACCACAAUCAACACAGACAUCAACACAGGCACCAACACCAUGAAGGGGACCAGCUUUCAGAAGAUCAGAGUCAAAAUGAUUCUGCUGCAGCCACAAGACAUCAAUCCCCUCAGAGCAGUCAACGUAAUAACAGGGUUGUGGGUCGUAAUAGACAGGGUCAGAAAGAUAACCAACAAAAUGUAGAAACUGCCCCUCAAAGAGAAGUAGAGAAGGGUCCUACCCAGGUUAAGAGGCCUUGUAAAAAAGGAACUGCCAGCUGAAAAAAUCAGUUAACCUGAAACUGGCAGAAAGUGUCACAAUCAACUUCUAAUAGCUGAUGUUGACACUGACGUCACCUGUUGUUUGAAGAAUCAGGAAAUGCAGCCACCUGACAUUGUCGGGGAGAUCUUCCAUCUACCUGCAGGUGACAUGGCCAGCUGUUAGCAGAGAACAUCACUGAAUCUUGACAGUGACGUCUGCCCACAGCUGCUUGACAUCCACCAGCAGCAGGUGAGCGUGAAAUAUCUGACACCUGACAGUGAGAACCAAAAGCAGGAAACUGAGCAUGAGAAACAAACUAAACAUUUUAACAUCAGGAAAGAGCCCUUCAAUUUGAAUACAUUUAAUUGUAAUAUAACUCGUCAAAGCAAGCUUCAAAUUUUCAAAUUAAUAUCCUUGACAGGAAAUUGAGACGCAUAGAGAAAUUAAAAUAUAACACUGUAAACAAUUUGAUGUGUGUUACAAUCCCAUUAAUAGAGGGUUGUUUUCAUUUUAAAGUAAAAUUACCUAAAUUGUAGUUUGUUUUGUCCAUGCCAGUUGAAAGGUGUCUACAGUAUUUGGUUAAUUUGUCUUUCUUGUUUCUCUCCUAAUAUUCUGUUUGCAUUAGUGAAGACAGACGCAUAAACUAUAACCUAGGGGCUUCUGUUUGAUGUUUAGCAACCAAGAAUAGAAGAAAGCCAGAAAAGACAUUCUAAUCAUGUUUUAUUUCUGAAGAACAGGAAAAUAUUAAAAAGUUUAUUUUUUCUCGACUCAAAAAGGAGCUACAGA